Molecule: messenger RNA, 4958 nt
Organism: Spea bombifrons (plains spadefoot toad)
Lineage: Eukaryota; Metazoa; Chordata; Amphibia; Anura; Pelobatidae
Product: microtubule-associated tumor suppressor candidate 2-like
Exons: 15
Coding region: 470-4507 (1345 amino acids)
Cellular component (GO): cytoplasm; nucleus
Molecular function (GO): microtubule binding
Source: RefSeq, a predicted model, not a curated record
UGGACUGCUGGGCGAAGGAACCGGCGGAUCGCUCGUUAUGUGCGGGAGCUUCUCUGCUCUGGCACUCCGGACGCUCUAGAAUUUCAGGAGGAACUGCGCACUUCUCGAGCAUCUCCUAAGAUCCUCAGCCUGCAGGUCCCCGUCUCUGGCUCUUUGUCUGUGGAUGGAAGGUGACGCCUCCAGGAAAGACAGAUUCCAUCGCUGGUGCCAUCAGCCACAGGGCAGGCGUUGCGUGGGUGCUUGGCACGGUGCGUGGGUGCACCUGCUCAUUAGGUUAGCAAGGGAUGUCUCACAUCAGAAAAGAAAAGCAAUCCUCACUCCUCCAAUGAGUAUAUCUACUCAGAAUGAGCUGCUCUUAAAGGAGGUGAAAACCAAAUUUGGAACAUUGAAACAAAUGCUGUAAAAUGGCAAAGUGAGCCUGACUAUUUCCUUGCUUGGACUCUUUUCAGAGAGUAAUUAUUGCCCCAAAAUGAGUUCACCUUUGGUACCAAGCAAGUCAUGCUGUGAUGAACAGCAGGGCAACAGCAACGAAGACCAAAAUGACAAUGAAAGUGGGACAGCAAUUGAUGACAGCAAUGCCAACAAAAUAUUUUCCACUGUAAGGACCCAUGACCAGGUUGAGGUAAAUAGUGGUGAAGAGGAAACAAGUGCUUUACAAUCUUGGCAAACAGAAAACCUUCCACAGUCACAGAAGGAGCACAGUUUAGGACUGCAUUAUGGUCAAGGACCUCGGUCUUGUGGCCAAGCUUUAGGCGAACCAAGGCAACAUUCACCAACUAAUAGACAUUUAAGCAAAAGCUGCAUGACGGAUGAUGCCAAGGACAGUCUAAAGUUCUCUUCUACUCAUGGACUAGCUCAGAUACACUCAAAGACCAGCACCCAAGACAGAAGCUCACUAAUACCCAUAAAUAAAGUUAGUGAUCCUUCCUUUAUUAGUUAUACUAAUAAUGUUGGUACCAUAUCACCAAAUGAACGUUUCAAAGGAUUUUCAUUAGCAAAAUCAGGUAUAUAUUCAACAAAAUCAGAACCUUUUGUAAAAGACCGUAUUUUACUUACUCCACCUAUGGACUCACCUUCUAAGUAUUUACAAUGCAGUGAAACAUCAAAUUUUGGAAUCAGGGCCCCGGAUCCUUCUAUACACAUUGACCCUUUAUAUGGACUACCCAGUCACACACUCAGUAAUACCUCAGAGGAAAAAAAGAUUGUGAUUUAUUCAAAGCCACCUACCUCAGAUACUAGUGUCUCUGAAUUUCCUACAGGUGAAAGAACCACACCACAUGUGAACAAGCACAGCACAUUACAGCAACCUACAAAUAUGGAUCAUCACUCACGUUUAUCUCCUAAACCUCAGGUAACACCAGAAGCACAACUACAUCAGGGUCAAACAAAUGUACCAUCAGAACUAGAUUCAAAAUGUCUGCCUUCCAAGGCUACAGGUCAACACAGAGCAGAGCAUUUUAUGUUUGGUGAUUUGUCAGGAAAAAGAGGGGGAACUUUGUCUGAAAGCAGAGUUUCUCUUCCUAGUGUUUCAGCAAGCCGUCCACAGUCAAAUCGAACAGCAAAGCAGUCCGACGUAAUUUUAUGUGGCAGCCCUACAACACUGAAUUCCAACAGUUCAAGUUUAAGACAAGAGGAAUGCAUUGGAGGCAAAUCAUGUAACGAACUGAAAACGUCUCAGGAUUGCAAUCAUCCAGACAGCAAGUCACAAGUAAUAGAAACAUUAAAAAAUAAAGAGUCUACCAUCAAACCUGCUUUAAGAAAAACAACAUCAUUCAACGAAUCUCUAGGUAAUAAAAUGUAUCUCAAUAAAGACAGAGUUUCAGGGGAAGACUAUCUUUCUCAAGACAGUGACAGUAACUUUUUUUCAAGUAGCAGUGCAAAUGCCUUGAAAGAUAAAAUUGCUUCGGUCGAUAACAGAAAGACAGCUGUUGGGAGAAAACUUCAGACAGAUGUUUUAAAAGCCAGUAUGAAAGAGAGUCAAAAGAACUCAGCAGAUACCUUAUUAUGUUCCCCCAUUCCCUUAAGCCCGGUGGCAGCAGUAAAUAUUAAUGAUCAACGGACGGCUUUGCUGAGCAGCUUGAAGGAUCUCAACACAGUUCACACUGACAGAUUGUCACCUUCUUUCGCUCUACCUCCUAUUGAGAGUACACAGUUGUUCAACAUAUCCCCUAAAGCCAGUAACAAGACACUUUGUAACAGUGGUAUCCCCAAACCAAUCCUAAUACAUCCUAAAGCUCCCAUUACAAAUGAAGGGGAAGUGGAAAACAACAGUAAAGACAAAAAUGAAGAGGCAAUUGAACCAAAUCUUUUAGUGCCUAAACCCAAGCAAGUGAGGCCGAAAAUCAUUACAUACAUCAGAAGAAACCCUCAAGCAGUAGAUGGGCUCCCUUUUGGACAAAUGAGUAUGCCUUUUGGAGUCCCUUCGUGUACUGUUCCGAUACCAAAAGAACACGAGAUAUUGAGUGGUGACAUUAAAUCUUCCAGUGUGUUGGAUAAAUACAAACCUGACAUACAAAAACCGAGGAUAUUUAGUGCUGGCCUGAUGGUGUCUACAGUACAGCCACCUGGACACCAUUCAUUGGAGGAGGUAAGGGAGGUUCAUGCAAGGAAAGAUGACUACUGUUCCUCCACAUUUCCUCAUUAUGAGGUUCCUCCCAGCUUCUAUAGAUCCACCAUGAUCCUAAAGCCACAGCUUGGUCUGGGUGCUGUUUCCAGACUGCCAUCAACAAGAAGCAGGAUAUUGAUUGCAAGCCAGUGUUCCUCAAGUAGUCACAUAACCCAACAGGAACAAGAGAGAGCUGCCGGCAGUGUUAACAGCUCAGACACUUCAGAGGAUCAAAAAAAAGGUUCCAUGACAAAUGGGGCCAAGUCAAAUCUUCCCAAGCAUUGCCAGUCCGGCCUUCGUCCUCCUGGCUAUUCACGGAUGCCUGGGACCAAGCUAACGGCAUUUGGAUUUGUUAGAAGCUCCAGUGUGUCAUCACUUUCAAGUAAUCAGUCCAACGAGAGCAUCCAAAGUGACCACGGGAGAACACUCAGUUCAGGUACAAGUUUUGCAAAUGAAGAGCAAUCAACUCAAAAGACAGUGUUGCCUUCAAGAGAUGCACCCAAGGGUACCAACAAAACAGCCCUGCAAGUGUGCAGCAGCAGCAUGGCGGUGCCUCGCAGGAGUCUGCUUCCAUCACCGAAAACAAAUGUAUCACCUGCUGGAUCAAAGAAGGAAGCACAGAAAGAACAUGAAGUUAUCAAGCCUGCAGUUUCUUCCCCAAAAAGACAAAUAGUCUCGACUCCCAAACUUCAUUCACCAGGGCAUGCAAAGCUAAGGCCAACCAUCCAAAAGAAUGGAUAUGGUACCAAGGUAGAAGUACAGAUGCGAGAUGCAGAGCGCCAGGGUACGCAGAAGCUCAAAGACAAGUAUGAAGAACAAUCAAAGAAACUUUUUUUUGUCCAGGAAGAACUAAAGAAAGCCAGUUGUGGAUUUGUGGUUUUUGCUGUGACUACUCAGUAUUUCUUCCAGAAGAGUGCCAAAGGCCUUAUGAAAGAAAGAGAGCUAGCAGCUGAGCUUGCGGCAAUCAGAGAGGAAGUUGCCUUAAACCUUUCAAGGUGUGAAAAAUUACAAAAAGAGAAAGAGGAGCUGGAAAUCAAAUUUGAUAAUGAAGUGAGGAAGCUUGAAUGCCAACAACAAGAAGACCUUCAAUCACUAAAGGAUCGUUUACAGUUGCAAUACAUUGAAGAAAUUGAGUGUUUACGGAAGGAACAAAACAUCGAACUUAACCGGAUUCAAUCUCAGCAUCAGGAGCAGAUUGAAUACCUAACUGUAAAUCAAGAGGCCACCCUGUCAGAGCUAAAACAUACUCACACUGCUGUCAUUGAUUCGAUGCAUGAUGACCAUAAGAGACUGGUUCACGAACUGAAAGAAAGUCAUGAAUAUGACCUCAAACUGCUUGAAGACAGCUUUGAAAAACUACGAUUGUCAUUACAGGACCAGGUGGAGACCCUAGCAUGCCAAAAUAAUUCACUAAAAGACAAAGCAAAAUGGUUUGAAGAUGCUUUAAAGAAGAGCACUAAUGAGCAGCUCGAGAUUACAUUAGCACCGUAUCAGCACUUAGAAAAAGAUCUGAACAGCAUGAAAGAAGUGCUAGAAAUGAAGAAUCAGCUCAUUCGUAAACAGGAGAAGAAGAUCAUGGAACUGGAAGUACUGGCUGAAACAAAUAUUAUCUUGGAGGAAAAAAUUCAGGUGCUUCAGCAGCAAAAUGAAGACAUGAAAGCACAAAUUGAUCGGAAUGUUGAAGUGACAAGGCAACUAUCUGCUGAAAAUGCCACUCUGCACGAGAGUGUGGAAAAAGAGAGCAAGGAAAAGAAUAGAUUGAGCAUGACGAAUGAAGAGCUUGUUUGGAAACUUCAGAGUACAGAGUCCAUGAGUCCCACCAAACUGCCUACGUCCCCCAUUAAUCGUUCAACAUCUAGUUCUAUGUCUCCUGCAAAAGUCAGCUCUCCAAUACGACACUAAACUCUCCUGCAGUGCAAUUAAUUUAAUUGAAAAUGUGGAUCUGCUUGUGGUUACGUGUGGCAAUACAUACUCUUACGUGUAUUGGAGACCCAACUGGAUGGAUUACAAAAGGUGCAUCAGAACAACUUAUUUUAUAAGUUAUUUCAGCCAAGGAAAAUUAAAAUAAUAAAAAAAAACUUUUAAUAACUAUUUAUUUAAAAUGGAGAAGCCACAUUAAUAUUUCAGGUUAUCUAGAGUCCAGUUUGCUGGGGAUGUAUAGCUUCAUCAUCACUUUACAGGUUUAUAUGUAUAUAAAGAAAAACAUACACAUCUAUAUAUUAAAGUGUAUCGGUUCUUUUCACUUUUUGGAUAAAUGCUGAAAAGCAGAUUUACAAUCAGCUGUUUUCUAACCUGUGCCUAUGUGUUUUACCUGAAUGGGACAUCUUUCUGUCCAUCCUGUUUCUUCUACAAA